GUUUGGCCUGCAGGUAAACUAGCAGCAGCUUCUUGUCUUUUCUAAUAGAACACAGUUUAAUAAUGCGUGGCUUGAUUUGCGGACCUAAACUCGCCGCGUGUGGGAUCGUGUUGAGCACGUGGGGGGUUAUAAUGUUGGCCAUGCUGGGGAUUUUCUUCACCACACAUUCAGCAGUGCUUAUUGAAGACGUGCCUGUGCCUGAAGACAUCCACCGAGAUACAAACCCUCAGAGGAUCUACGACCUGUACAACAAGGUGGGCUACAACUGCUUCAUAGCAGCUGCUGUCUACAUACUGUUUGGAGCCGCCUCCUGCUGCCAGAUGAGGCUCAACAAGCAGAAGGAGUACCUGGUGCACUGAGGAGCUCCCAGCAGCGUGUGGACCUGUUCUCUGAUCACUCACUUCUGUCUCAGGGUUUAAAUUUCUGAUCACAAGCUACAAACUGAACACUGUGCAAGCAGAUCAAUGUUCUGCACCUUUAUGUAUUUAGGAUGAAAUUAAUUCUACCUCUAAUCACAAGUGCUGAAAUUAUUUGAUUAUGGUAGUAAAAUCUACCCACUGGAACGCGAAUAGUUGUGUUAUAGUAGUUGUUAAAAGAUUUAAAGGUCGUAAAUUAUUUUGUCUGGACCUGAUCUUCCAUACCUGCUUCACUGUACAAUAGAACAUAUUUCUGGAGUUAUUCAUUUAGCUUAUCUGUCGGUACAGUGCCUCACAGCUCUCAUAUUCUGAAUUUAGUUUCAGUCAUUCUGUCCAAAGUGUCAGCUCAUCAGAAUCAUCAUCUUACACUCAGGUACUGCUCUUAAGUCUGCUCCGCUUUUUCAAAAAGCACUGAACACGACGGAAAACAUCACAGUAACUGUGAUCUGUCUGGCAAUGUUACCUGAUGGUUCACUCAAGCCACAGUCUCUAGUUUUGUACCAGUGGGAUCCAAGGGCCCGCUGUUACUAUAAGCAUUUCGAGCAUUAAAAAGAACAUGGGUAACCGAGUUAGCUUGAUUAUAUUGUUUAUUAUAACACAAGUUUAAGCGGUAUUAUGUUUAUCUUAAUUUCAAUCCUGCAAAUGUGCAGUUUAGUCACACUUGAUCAUGACCAAGACUUUGAGCUUUUUAACACAACAUCAAGGUCUGUUGCUGUAAUUAGAAUUUAAGUUUCUCAAGAAAGUGUUAAAUACAUGAAAAAAAAUGCUAUAUAAUAUAAUACAAAGAGUACACUGACAGAAAGAACCAAUCCAAGUAUAGUUUGACAGAAUGACCUUAACUCAACGAAUGUACUAGCUUUUAGCCACAUCUCAGUCACCAUCAGUGGAUGGAGGGUGCUCAGUUUUAAUGGACCUUCAGUCACAUAGUAACAGGUGGUCUCUUUUUAAAGAUGGGUUCUGCCUUCAGGUAUUAAUGUCCUCUUUGAUCUUUCUUUGGCUGUCCACUGACUCCUGGUUGACGACCUUUGACCCCUUCCAGUUGACCGCCUGUCACGCUUUCAGAUACUGAAGCACUUCUAUUUCCACAGCAUUUCACUCAAAAGUAUAUUUCAAGCUUCAGUUAUGAUGUGGCAGGCAGCUAAUGCUUGGCUGACAUUGAAACCAUUAAAAAAACAAAUUGGUUGCAAUGCACACACACUUUACCCAACAUACAUCAAACAUAUUAUAUAUAUGUAGUUUGUGUGUAGAAUUCAUGUUGAAGGUGCUCUUUGUACAGACUGAAAACAAAUUUCCUCCACUGAGGACAAUAAAGAGUGAAUCUGAAUCUGAAUGUCCACCCUUAUUCAUUGGACACUGGCCAUGCUGUGGAUGUGGCUGUGACGCUACCAAACAGCUUUGUGGAUAUUCCAUUUACACCCCUUCACUCAACACAGACACUUUGCCUGGUCAAUAAAAUCAUGUCAUACAAAUCAUGAAUUGUCUAAUCAAUGGCUUGCAGAGCAUUUCAUACAAAUAAAAUAUUUUCCCUCA
This is a messenger RNA of Micropterus dolomieu (smallmouth bass), 1946 nucleotides long. RefSeq names its product ribonuclease, RNase K a (gene rnaseka). The coding region runs from base 63 to 359 and encodes 98 amino acids. NCBI's taxonomy places the organism in Eukaryota, Metazoa, Chordata, Actinopteri, Centrarchiformes, Centrarchidae. The transcript has 4 exons. The record is from RefSeq and is a predicted model, not a curated record. Gene Ontology annotation, molecular function: RNA endonuclease activity.